AAGCCGGGCAGGGCAAAGCCUAGUAAUAAUACUCAACUUAUCACUUAAGUGUUUUAUUUUUAUUUUAACCUUUUUAUAAUGUUAAGCUUCUUUUCGAGAAUUCUGGUGUUUGAAUGUGCUAUAAAAUAUUGUACUUUUCUUUUUCUGUUAUUUAAAAAAUGUAAAUUAAAAAAACUUCGACCACGUCACGACCUUCGACAUUUAAUUCUAUUUCUAAUCUAACUAAAUUUUAUUUGCACGCAAUCAAAACCGAUUUCGUUUAUCAGUAUACAGUGAAGGGUAGAGGAGACUGAAGGUAAGGACAAAUGUAUCACAAAGUAUUGUAAAUAAAGCGUUUAAUUUUGCGAUAAAUUUAUCAAUUAAUUAAUGUAUUCAUUUAUGUAAGCAACAAGGAUUGACACCUCCGAAACUAUCGAUUGCAGACGAUCGUUUAUGAUCGAUAUCGAUCCAUCGACCUGUUUGGAGGCCAAAUCAAACCACUUUUCUAUUCCAGCGCAGAGAAACGUAAGCACGCAAAACCGAACGCCCCGGCCAGUGUGUGCCCAUUGAUGCAUCCACAUGCAUAUGGUUCGUGUGAGGCGCGAAAUGUAGUGGCAAGGUAAGCGCCAGAUGUGCGUAACGACUGGUGUGCGGUGAUACCUCCCGCCACAUUUCGGUAGGGUUCUCUUUCGGUGGUAUGCGGUAGCCUACGCUACGGACGAUGCGAGGCACUGGAUGGAAGAAACAAUUUCAGCUGCAAUGUGCGAUCAGAUCGUAGCUAACCGUCAAACGAUGCGGUACGGAUUGUGACACAAAGUGCAGGUGCGUCGGUAAAGUUCUCCGUGGAAAGUGAUAAAGCCCGCUAAGGAUCGCACUUGCAAAAGAAUGUCCCAAGCGCGUGGUGUUGUGAUAACGUUGCUCCUAAUUCUUGGAGGUGUAAUCCAACCGUCCCGUGCCUUGCUUAGCCUGAGCAACAUUACAAGCCUCGUCUACGACGCUAAGGAGAUCAAUUAUGGGCGACACACGCUGCUAGACUCGUACGACUUCAUCAUCGUCGGUGCGGGUCCUGCAGGAUGCGUGUUGGCCAAUCGACUCUCGGAAGAUCCGACCGUUACAGUGCUGCUGCUAGACAUCGGCAGGGGUGAGAUCCCGCUCUUCACGGAUUCACCUCUUGUCGGUCCGAUACUUGCCUCAACGGACUACAAUUUUGGAUAUCAAACGGAAAAGCAACAGAAUGGAUGUCUCGGAUUACGGGGCGGACGUUGCAGUUGGGCACACGGACGUGGUGUAGGUGGAUCGUCCAUCAUUAACAAUGUGAUCUUUACGCGCGGUAAUCGUCGCGAUUACGAUGGAUGGGCCCGGGCAGGUAAUGAGGGUUGGAGUUGGAACGAUGUGUUGCCGUUAUUUAAGCGUAUCGAAACGGCCAAUAUUCGUGACUUUGGUGAUAAUGGGUACCACGGUACCGAUGGCCGCCUUUCGGUGGAGGACUGUCCGUUCAGAUCGGACAUCGCGCGAGCGUUUGUGAAGAGUGCUGAGGCGGCUGGUUAUCGCUAUCUCGAUUAUAAUGCUGGUGAUAAUUUAGGUGUAUCGUUCCUGCAAGCACACACGCGUAAUGGGCGACGGGCGACAGGAGGUAAUAGCUAUCUCCGGGAUAUAGUGAAUCGCCCAAAUCUUCACAUCGUUACACGUGCCUGGGUUACCAAGAUUCUCAUCGAUCCCGAUACUAAAGCAGCCACAGGAGUACGUCUCCUGCAUGAACGACAAUAUCACGAGGUAGACGCAGACCGGGAAGUGAUUCUCUCUGCGGGAGCCUUCGAAAGUCCCAAGCUUCUGAUGCUUUCUGGUGUAGGACCUGCAAAGCAUCUUCGACAGCAUGGUAUCAAGGUACUGCAUGAUCUACCGGUCGGUCGGAAGGUGUACGAACAUGGCGGUGUUUUUGGACCGAUUUUCAUCAUUCGCGAACCUACGGACAAUCUGGUGAGCUUCGAACAGCUAGCCAACGCUGGUGAGUUCUUACGCUUCCGCAAUGGUUCCGGACCGCUCACAUCGAACUCGGUCGAAAGUCUUCUCUACGUCAAGUCACCGUUUGCGGAAGAUCCCGAUCCAGAGUAUCCGGAUGUGGAGGUUAUGCAGGCAUUCACCUCAUUCAGCUUUGACACUUCACCGGGAUCGCGAAAUGCUUACUUUCUCACCGAUCGGAUGUACAACGAAUACUUCCGACCGUUGGCAAAUACGAGGAACUAUAUGUUUCUGCCAAUGCUGCUCAAGCCACGGGCAGUGGGACGCGUUGAGCUGAAGUCAUCGAACCCAUUCAACCAUCCGAUGUUCCGCUAUCAGUACUUUGAGGAUGAUCGCGAUGUUGACGCGAUCGUGUACGCCAUUAAGGAGGUGAUUCGUAUCAGCACUAAAGCACCGCUGCGUAAAUUUGGCGUAGAGCUUUACACCCGCAAAGUGCCCGGUUGUCAGUAUAUGGCUUUCAACACGAUCGACUAUUGGCGAUGUCACGUACGGCACCUAACGGCAACAUUCCAGCAUCAGGUGGCCACAUGUAAGAUGGGUCCUCCUGAAGACCCUGAAGCUGUCGUUGACAACCGUCUGCGCGUGUACGGUAUCAAGCGGUUGAGGGUGGCCGAUGUAGGCAUUAUUCCGGAAGCACCAACCGGACAUACCUGUGCGCACAGUUUUCUUAUCGGAGAAAAAGCUGCCGAACUUAUCAAAGAUGACCAUCGACUCCACUAAA
Anopheles funestus (African malaria mosquito) is the source of this 2719-nucleotide messenger RNA. RefSeq names its product glucose dehydrogenase [FAD, quinone]-like. The record is from RefSeq and is a predicted model, not a curated record. The transcript is spliced from 4 exons. NCBI's taxonomy places the organism in Eukaryota, Metazoa, Arthropoda, Insecta, Diptera, Culicidae. Bases 865 to 2718 code for a protein of 617 amino acids. Gene Ontology annotation, molecular function: oxidoreductase activity, acting on CH-OH group of donors; flavin adenine dinucleotide binding.